Messenger RNA from Girardinichthys multiradiatus, 2341 nucleotides. RefSeq names its product ISL LIM homeobox 2a (gene isl2a). The transcript has 6 exons. Bases 606 to 1817 code for a protein of 403 amino acids. Gene Ontology annotation, biological process: axonogenesis; positive regulation of transcription by RNA polymerase II; neuron fate specification. Gene Ontology annotation, molecular function: DNA-binding transcription factor activity, RNA polymerase II-specific; cis-regulatory region sequence-specific DNA binding. The record is from RefSeq and is a predicted model, not a curated record. Gene Ontology annotation, cellular component: nucleus. NCBI's taxonomy places the organism in Eukaryota, Metazoa, Chordata, Actinopteri, Cyprinodontiformes, Goodeidae.
AAAACGUUGAUUUUUUUUAUUGAUUUUCUGCUAAUUUGGCAAUGUAAAAAUUAUUCCAGUAGAGGGCGCCCCACAGCGUUGUCAUUGAACAUUUGCUUUAGGCUCACUUAAAUAAAGCAAAACAAUGUAAGAAAAAAGAAAAAAGUACAGCCAAACGAAAAAGAAACACUUCCAUUCAUAAAUGUUUGAGCAUAACAAGCCAUCUUUAUCAACAUCUAUUUUAAAGUCAUUUAACUUAAUAUAUUGCAUACAGGUAAAAAAAACAAAAACAAAUAACAAACAGAUAAAAAUAAAUCGUUAAUGAUGGAGAUACCGACUAGAGCAAUUUCCGUAUACACAAUAUGAUCCAUAAAAACUUGUAAAGGUGGCACCAACAACAUUAAAAGUACAUUUUAAGUAACAGGUUCCUAUAAUCAUUCAGCAUGCUAUCAAUAAAAGUUACUUCCACAUUUUAAGAAUAGAGACUGGCAAGCAUUGCAAACAGGGACCAACAUAAAGCCUGCCUAUAGAGAGAAUAACUAGCAGGGGGUUCGGGCGGAGAUUUGCAUGUGGCGUCCGCUCCCCGGACCCAUACAGGUCCAGGUUUCUGCAGACGUCACUGGUCGAUGGUCUUUGUUUUCUCUCCACCUCCCGGAGGAGGAAUACAAGUUUAUCCUGCAGCCAGGGACGGGACGGUCGGGCUCUUCCGCCGCUGCUCUCCUCCGUCCGCGGGCGUGCAAUCAGACUUUCUCUCCUGUAUGGUGGACGUCCUGCUCAACACUUCUUUCUUGGAUGAUAUGGGGGAUCAUUCAAAAAAGAAGUCGGGAAUCGCAAUGUGCGUGGGGUGUGGAAGUCAGAUACACGACCAGUACAUCCUGAGAGUGUCCCCGGACCUGGAAUGGCAUGCAGCCUGCCUCAAGUGUGCAGAGUGCAACCAGUAUCUGGACGAGACGUGCACUUGCUUUGUUCGGGACGGAAAGACUUACUGUAAAAGAGAUUAUGCAAGAUUGUUUGGCAUCAAAUGUGCAAAAUGUGACAUGGGCUUCUGCAGCAGCGACCUGGUGAUGAGGGCCCGGGGCAAUGUGUAUCACAUGGAGUGUUUUCGGUGCUCGGUGUGCAGCCGGCACCUCCUGCCGGGGGACGAGUUCUCCCUGCGGGAGGACGAGCUGCUGUGUCGGGCUGAUCACGGCCUGCUGGUGGAGCGGGGCUCUGCAGGGAGCCCGCUCAGCCCCGGGAACAUCCACACCAGACCGCUGCACAUCGCAGAUCCCAUUUCGGUCCGGCACCCACCUCACCACCGGAAUCACGUCCACAAACAGUCCGAGAAGACCACCCGUGUCCGGACGGUGCUCAACGAGAAGCAGCUGCACACGCUGAGGACUUGCUACAACGCCAACCCGAGGCCGGACGCCCUGAUGAAAGAGCAGCUGGUGGAGAUGACCGGCCUGAGCCCCAGGGUGAUCAGGGUCUGGUUCCAGAACAAGCGCUGCAAGGACAAGAAGAGGUCCAUCCUGAUGAAGCAACUCCAGCAGCAGCAGCAGAGCGACAAAACCAAUCUGCAGGGCCUGACAGGCACUCCUCUGGUGGCUGGGAGUCCGAUCCGGCACGACAACACCGUGCAGGGGAAUCCAGUGGAGGUGCAGACCUACCAGCCUCCGUGGAAAAGCCUCAGCGACUUUGCCCUGCAGACCGACCUGGACCAGCCUGCUUUUCAGCAACUGGUUUCUUUCUCUGAAUCGGGUUCCAUGGGCAACUCUUCGGGCAGUGACGUGACCUCCCUGUCGUCGCAGUUACCGGACACACCGAACAGCAUGGUGCCGAGUCCCGUCGACACGUGAGAAGGCAGCGGGGUCAGCUGGAGGUCCCCCCACACCUGAGCUCUCAGCCGGAUCAUCCCUACAAGGAAGCGCAAAAGACCCCUUUGACAUUCAAGGAACCAGGAUGGAUUAUGCUGCAGGAUACUUUCAUGCAGGUCCAAACUGGGAGGACUGGAGAUCUGACUGCUACCUGGAUCCACAGCUGUAGAUGAACAUGAGGGGCUUCCUCCUGAAGAGAAAAAAAAAAAAAAAAAAUGGUGCCAAUAGCUACCUGGAUAUACUGGGAAGAAUGUGAUGGGAUUUAAGCACAUAAGCCUGUGCUGGACGUCUGAACAUCAAAGAUUCCAGUAUGUUUGUCAAGAAAAUGCAACCUGUGUAGAUGUGCAUGAUCUGUAAUUUUCACUAGACUGUUAUUGGAACUGUAAAUUAUUGGAACAGAUGAAAGAGGUGCACCUCUCGCCUUUCCUACAGUAAAAUAAGUUAUUAUUAUUUAUUAUGAAGACAAACAUAACUGAUCUUUACCAAUAAAAUAAUUGCUUACUGCA